Molecule: messenger RNA, 561 nt
Organism: Dibothriocephalus latus
Lineage: Eukaryota; Metazoa; Platyhelminthes; Cestoda; Diphyllobothriidea; Diphyllobothriidae
Source: the annotation of a GenBank genome assembly
GUACUGCAGGCUUAUGCAGCAGCGGUGAGGAGCAAGUCGGGUGCCUGCAUUGUUGCUGUUAUCGGCGGCAAGUUGUCCGAGGGCAUCAACUUUAAUGACGACCUCGCACGGGCUGUCGUAAUUAUCGGUCUGCCCUACCCGAACGUUAACUCAGUCGCACUGCGUGAAAAAAUCAACUUUCUUAACCGAAACUUUUCGAACCCAUCGGCGAAAGCCCUCAAAUCUCAGGAAAUGAGUGUAAAUGCAAGUCGAUCGGCGGAGGAGUCUUCUCGCCUCACUCCGGGUCAGCUCCUAUGUGAAACUAUCUGUAUGCGCUCAGUAAACCAGGCCAUAGGACGCUCUGUCCGGCACGCUAAGGACUACGCAGCCAUCUUCCUGUUGGACCGACGCUUUUCUCGUAAACAGGUACACAUGUCCCCUCCAAGAAUAUCUACUAGGGUUCUCAAUGGCCUUCCAACCUGGGCCCAACCGGCUAUAGUUCAACCUCCACCUACCGAUCUUUCCGCCCUCCUGAACCAGCUGAAGGAGUUUUUCCUCAGGAACAAGUCCGAUGGCAGCUGA